CAGUGGUUCUUCUAUGUGGCGUCCAUACAUCUACGCCGUAGACUCGAUAUGAAGCCAAAUAAAGGACGCACAGGCCGAUGGAGGAAACGGAAACACGUGGCGGUACCGGCAGUGAAUCAAAGCUGUGACAUCCGAUACGUUGAGCUGAGAAAGUGGCUCAAGGACAGGGGCUUCCAUGAUAGCCAGCUGAGGACGGCACAUUUCCCAGAUACGGGUAGAGGUCUGAUGACAACAAGUCUUCUGCAGCCGGGAGAUAUGAUAAUUUCCUUACCAGAGUCCUGUCUCCUCACCACGGACACGGUCCUGAAAAGCUACCUUGGUGAUCAUAUAAGAAGGUGGCGCCCCCCUAUCUCCCCCUUGGUGGCAUUGUGUACUUUCUUAGUCGCGGAGAGAUACUUUGGUGAUCGCUCACUGUGGAAACCAUAUCUAGAUGUAUUACCCAGCAGUUAUAGCUGCCCUUUAUGUUGGGAACCAGAAAUGGUGAUGCUCCUUCCAGAACCCCUCAGACAGAGAGCUGAGCAGCAGAGGGCCGUUGUUCAGGAAUUCUACUUUUCCAAUGUGUCCUUCUUCAGAUCGUUGCAGUCGCUGUUUCAGGAGGAUGCAGAAAACAUUCUGAGCUAUGAUGCCAUGCGUUGGGCCUGGUGCACAGUAAACACACGUACAGUGUAUAUGAAACACACACAAAGAGACUACUUUUCUUCUGAACAGGAUGUGUAUGCCUUGGCACCAUUACUAGAUCUGCUGAAUCACAGCCCUGGUGUGCAGGUGGAAGCUGCAUUCAAUGAGGAGAUCCGGCGUUAUGAGAUCAGGACUAAAGUGCGGUAUAGGAAGUAUGACCAAGUGUUCAUUUGCUAUGGGCACCAUGAUAACCAGCGCCUUCUGCUAGAAUAUGGAUUUGUGGCAGCUAAUAAUCCUCAUCAGAGUGUCUACGUUACUAGAGAUGUCGUCCUCCAGCAUUUGUCUUGUGCAGACAAACAGUUACAGAAGAAAUGGUCACUGCUGAAGGAAAAUGGCUUUUUAGACACAUUAUGGCUAAAAGCUUCAGCCACAUUUGGACAUGACGGACCCUCCUGGAAGCUACUAACAGCUCUCAAACUGCUUUGUCUGAGUACUGAAGAGUUCACAUACUGGAAAAAAGUUCUUCUGGGAAGCUUUGUGUCUGAGUCCAACGAGCGGAGCUGUAUGGAACUUGUGAGAACGAUUUGCCAGCACUUACUAGAACAGACUUCACGGGCUCUGCAGAAGAUCACUGCUUGGAAAAGUGAACACGCAACCAAUCCACAUCUUGCCUUAGUGGAAGCGUUACGACUGGAAGAACUGAGAAUUCUGCAAGCUUCGGACAACCUUCUACAGAACGGGGACCUUCUGUCACUGUAG
This is a messenger RNA of Nanorana parkeri, 1377 nucleotides long. It is a transcript of the gene SETD4, whose product is annotated as SET domain containing 4. The transcript has 10 exons. NCBI's taxonomy places the organism in Eukaryota, Metazoa, Chordata, Amphibia, Anura, Dicroglossidae. The coding region runs from base 49 to 1377 and encodes 442 amino acids. The record is from RefSeq and is a predicted model, not a curated record. Gene Ontology annotation, biological process: peptidyl-lysine monomethylation; positive regulation of transcription by RNA polymerase II; peptidyl-lysine trimethylation. Gene Ontology annotation, molecular function: histone H3K4 methyltransferase activity; histone H3K36 methyltransferase activity; protein binding.